Messenger RNA from Aspergillus pseudonomiae, 403 nucleotides. RefSeq lists its product as uncharacterized. NCBI's taxonomy places the organism in Eukaryota, Fungi, Ascomycota, Eurotiomycetes, Eurotiales, Aspergillaceae. The record is from RefSeq and is a predicted model, not a curated record. Bases 126 to 362 code for a protein of 78 amino acids. The transcript has a single exon.
GCAUACUACCAUACGAUAAAAGAAGUUAAAAACAAACAAACAACUCCUUCACCACUUUCUGUCAUCGGAUGACUUCACGAAGGGGAUCGAAAUUUAUGCAUCAAGCCUGAUCUCAGCCUAAUGUGAUGCACAUGACAAGCAAUGACCUACACGAAAUCCAAGAUAUCGAGGAAUUAUUCAAGAAGACCAUAUCAGGUGUCCACGAAACACCGAGCCUACUCGUAGAAGUCUUUCCAAUAUUGAACUAUCUUCCUAAGAGACUCGCGAAGAGGAAGCAAACCGGUGACUUUAUCCAUAGCAAGGCUAUGGCAAUCUUUACAGAGAAAGCCAAGGCGACUCAUGCCGAUCACACAUGGAAUUAGACCAAGGCCAUCGUCGCUCUAACACAGGCGCAGCAGUUACC